This is a messenger RNA of Hypoxylon trugodes, 1180 nucleotides long. RefSeq lists its product as uncharacterized. The transcript has 3 exons. The record is from RefSeq and is a predicted model, not a curated record. NCBI's taxonomy places the organism in Eukaryota, Fungi, Ascomycota, Sordariomycetes, Xylariales, Hypoxylaceae. Bases 189 to 983 code for a protein of 264 amino acids.
UAACAACGAACCUCCCCCCUCCAGCUACCACGUAUUGACCUACCUACCUACCCACUAAGGUCCCUACCUGUUGCUCUCUAGUUAACAAAACUUCAUCUUUAUCUUGCCUUGCAAAUACGCUUCCCACUUUCCACUCCCUAUCACACAAAAUAAAGUCUUCUGCACGUUCUACGAAACCAUAUUUCGCAAUGUCGCAAUCAAUUCAAGACAAGAGACGCCAGCUGAUCGACAACAUCGAUGCAUAUGUCGAUUCCCUUCAUGGAAAGGCACUGUCCGGUUUUGUCGAGGAGACUGGCAUGGCUAAUCUCAACGUCAAGUAUCAUGGCAUUGACGUCGACAGCGGAACGCCUAAUGAUGGAGGUCCAAAGUUUCUAGAUCUGAACUCAGUUAAGGAAAUGAAGGAGUUGGCCGCCAAACAAGGAAAUCUAGAGCAAAUCUCCUCUCAGUCAAGCCGACAUCCCUACAAUUUGGACGCUGCGGAGAAACUGGGAGUUGUUUAUGACGGUUGGCACGAGUCAAUUCAACCUGUACCCGGGGAGAAGCAGAGGGAGCCUCCGCUAUGGAAAAAAUUGACUGGUGAUCAUUAUCAGUAUAAAACAGACGAGCUCGUGUGGCGAAGCAUAUUUACCCUACGUGUUCGCGACCAUUCUCGGCCAGAUACCGUGUGCUUCCUCGCAAACAAGGACCUAUUCAAGGAUAACCAACUCUUUGUCAGCGAGCUCACAUGCAUCUUGGGGAAGGCCAAGUACGGAUUGGCACAUCACGAAGACGGCAAACAUCUCAUAGUCCCUGUUACCGUCGUGUCAGCUGCGGGCAGACUGGCCAGAAUUGUUCAAGGCUAUGUUGACCCCAACACGUUCGAAAUUAUGGUGCGGGUGUCGGAAAUCGUCGACAUCGACAGAACAGACGAGGAAAAUAAGGAGGCAAUCCUGAAGGUCGGUUGUUGGUUGUUUGGCACUCCAUCUGAGGAGACUACUUCCUAGUUAGACUGCGAUUCUCCUGAGGCCGAGUAUGAGACAUAGCCCAUACAAGCGCGAAUAUGUUAGCUAGAUUGCAAGAUACACCGGGUUAGCUGCCUGAAGAAAUUGACACCUCAUUGUUGGCAUAAGUAUUACAAAAUACGUUCCUAGGUACCUGGUACAUAAACAAUUAGGGGUAGGGUGCGGAUCUUAACCCUGUC